AUGGAUCCUGACAUUCAGGAGUUGGUUGCAGCAACGAAACGCAAACCUGCAGACGGAUUACAAGAUGUCCUUGCAAAGUUAACGGAAUGUCUGGGACAAAAAUCACUGCAAGACGAUGAGUAUUUGGAGAAGUUCAAGCAAGACAUUUUCAACAACGGCAUUCUAAACUACUGUGCAAACGCUCUCAGACUGAAUUUCUCCAAAGUAAACGGGGGCAUCAAAACUGCUGUGCGACUUGCAGACAUUAUAAGUGCAUGCUGUGUCGGUGUCGGCGAUGUCAACAACACUGAAUGUUUCCGCAACAAGUUCCUGCUGCUGGUUGCGAACAACAUGUUGUUUCUGUCGGACUCCCUGAUGAAGAAAGCUCUGCGGGUGAAGAGUGAUGGUGAGAGGACGCGGCUGUUCAGGAGGGUGAUGGACUCCCUCAGCUGGGUACUCAGAGAUCACCACCACCUCAUUCCUCACGUGAUUGACUCUGAACACUUUGAGAACAUCCAGCUGUGUGAGGAUGAGGACGUUGCUGAGAUCCUAUUGGCUCUCUGGAUGGACCUGUUCUCUACCAAGAGUUCCAACAUCAUAGUGGAUAUCGGUGAUGAGGCGUUGAACGUGAUCCUGGACGACUUGAUGUAUAAGAUGUCCAACUUCCAGAACCCUGUGAUUGGCCGCAGUGCUGUGAAGAUUCUAAUGCACAUCAUCAACCAUGACAACAGCAUGCUGCAGGUCCUCCUCACCAGAUACAGAGGUCUGGCUGAGAUGGUUGUGAAGGACUGGAGAGGUAAAGGUUUUGACCCCGUGCUGGAUCGCCUCGUCGGCCUGCUGAAGUUGCCACCGCCCUCCAGACACACGGAUGCCAAGGGUGUAUCAGCUGAGAGGGUGAGGGCAGCGUGUGUGAUCCAGGCUGCCUGGAGAGCCCAUCAGACCCGAAGGAGACUCAGGAAGCUGCCCAGAGUUAUCACCAGACUACAGAGGAGCUUCAGGGAGCGUAAGCGUCGUGAGGAGGAGUGUGUGGAGAGGAGGCGUGCUGAGGAGGAACUGCGUCUCCAGCUGCAGCUGCGCAGACAGACGGCAAACCGGCUCUUCAGGCAGAGACAACUCAACCUCAUGGAACAACUACCCGCAGACCAGGUGCGUGUGUAUCUGGGGGAGGUGGAGCGUCGGGCGGCCAUGUUGAUCCAGAGGGUGUGGAGAGGACACCGCGAGAGGAGGAGCUUCCAGCGACGCAGAUACCACCUGCAGAGACACAAGGCAGCCAACACUAUACAGAGAGCUGUGUUGCGCUUCCUAGAGCGUUGUCGUGCCCAGAAGGCAAACGCCGCCCCCUGGAGGGGGUUCAAGAAAAUCACAGACGAGAGACGAGAGGAAUUACAGAAGGAAAUAGACGAAUACCUCUACAUACACAGCAAGCAUGGUGUGUCGGAGCAGAGGUGUCGUGAGGUCCACAACAGCACCCAGAUGCUGCUUCGUGAUUGGCUGAAGAGCAGACAGGAAGCUGAGAAGCAACAGCAACACACACAAGCACUACUGGCCCAAAUCAACACUGAUAUGGAGCUACUACUGAACGCCCCCUCCCUUAAGGACUCCACGUCUUCAGACUGUUCCGUGUUCCGUAGUCGUUGCGGGCCGGUUGCGGCGCGGGCUCGUCAGUGUCACUCCGCCAUGACGCGCGCGGCCUCCCUCCCCUGGUGGCAGCGCCUCACCUGGGACGCCCUGAACGCAGACCUCUUCCACGCCGACGCACACGGGCACCACGCCGACGACCCAGACGACGCCUUUGCCGACGACGGCUGGGAGCUGCCCACGCUCUACCGAGGAGGCCUACGACGCCAUGACAACGGUAACGAUGGCGUGCCACCCCCACCGUCUGUGCCCAGGCUGCUUUACCCGGGCAGAACGGAGGACGACACAGACACACACACACAAGAUGGCGCAACGCGCAGCAGGACGGCCAGCCCGUACCCGGGUGGCAUACCAAGGCACGACAGAGACAUCCAACAAGCACAGCUGUACCCGGGUGGCAUAAGAGACAACAUCGACACACAAACCAGCAUGGCACAACUGUACCGAGGGAGUAUGAGGGACGCCCAAGACAGCAUGGCACAACAACCGUACCCAGGCGGAAUAAGGGACACUCAGGACCGCAUGGCACAGCGCGAGGUGGCACAGCCGUACUAUGGAGGAGGCAUGCAGCGCAGUACAGACAUGGCAUGGCACGCUGGCACACAGGGCAUGGCGGCACACAGACCGAUGCCCUCGGCCACCGCACAGUACCAAGGGGAAGAGGGGGCGAUACGGCACGACAUGGGGGACACAGCCAACGCACUCAUACGACGCCUGCGGGAGAGCGUCACCACACAGGAGACAUACUAGCUAGGGUGUGUGUGUGUGUGUGUGUGUGUGUGUGUGUGUGUGUGUGUGUGUGUGUGUGUGUGUGUGUGUGUGUGUGUGUGUGUGUGUGUGUGCGCGUACGGCACGACAUGGGGGACACGGCCAACGCACUCAUACGGCAGAGCGCACUUGUGUUGAAAGGCAGGUUUUGUUUUUUUUUACUUUUACUUUGGCCGCCUGUGGUUAAAGGUGCCCGACGAGGGGGAACGACACGCCACACACAUGCCAGAGUUGAAGUGAUACUGUCCCAUUUUUGGAAAUAAGCUCAUAUUACACCUCCCAUUGAGUUAAAUAACUGAGUUUUACUUUUCUCCUGUACUUUCAACCGUUCUCCGAGUAUAGCAGAGCAAAUUGUACCUCCAUGCUAGCAGUUAACAUUGACCCCUGUGAGACCAGUUAGCUGCCAGCAUGGAGGUAAAAUUCGCACUGCCAAAGUAUCACUUUAAGGUAGUGUUGGGUAUUAUAGGUGUCCAGUCAGGGAGGAAGCACACACAAGCCAUGCCAGAGUUACGGUAGAGUGUGCAUAGGACACUGUGGUGUGUGUUCACCUUGUAGCUCAGGAGAGUAGGAUUGUCUACGGACAGAUGCUUUAUCACUGAUGAACUUGUCAAACAGUUUGAAUCCUUAAAAACAAAUGGCAGGUGACCAACUGUUUGUCAUUUGUGUGUGUGUGCGUGUGUGUAUGCGUGCAUGCGUGCGUGCCUGUGCGUGCGCGCACGCGUGCGCAAAUUUUUCACACAUCUUCUGUGUGUGCUUGUUUACACAUGAGUGUUUUUUUUAAAUGUGUGAUUGUAGUGCAUAUAUGCAAUUUAACAGAAGUUCCAACACAGUGAACUUCUUUUUUUUUUUUUUACUAUUUUUUGUCAAUAAAAAAGUUUAACUUGGUCGGCACACAAGAGGAACAAAUAAAACUAAA
This is a messenger RNA of Engraulis encrasicolus (European anchovy), 3301 nucleotides long. It is a transcript of the gene iqcb1, whose product is annotated as IQ motif containing B1. Lineage: Eukaryota; Metazoa; Chordata; Actinopteri; Clupeiformes; Engraulidae. The record is from RefSeq and is a predicted model, not a curated record. The coding region runs from base 1 to 2367 and encodes 788 amino acids. Gene Ontology annotation, molecular function: calmodulin binding. Gene Ontology annotation, biological process: cilium assembly. The transcript is spliced from 14 exons. Gene Ontology annotation, cellular component: cilium.